Messenger RNA from Triticum turgidum subsp. durum (durum wheat), 1119 nucleotides. The record is from the annotation of a GenBank genome assembly. NCBI's taxonomy places the organism in Eukaryota, Viridiplantae, Streptophyta, Magnoliopsida, Poales, Poaceae.
AUGGGCAUGGCUCCCCUCUUCCGCUCGUUGGCUCUCCUCGUCCUCCUAGUCACCCUGUCCAGCACCACAUUGCCCUCCUCCCGUGCUACGUCCGGCGAUGGAGACGACCAUGACCUGCUGAUGCUGGGUAGGUUCCACCGGUGGAUGUCAGCGCAUGGCCGGACGUACCAUAGUGCCGCUGAGAAGCUGCGGCGGUUUGAGGUGUACCGUCGCAACGUGGACCUCAUCGACGCCUCCAACAGGGACGCCGAGAGGCUCGGCUAUGAGCUCGGCGAGAACGAGUUCACCGACCUCACUAACGAGGAGUUCAUGGCGCGGUAUGUCGGUGGCGCUUAUGGUGGAGCCGGUGAUGGUGGUGGUCUCAUCACUACUUUAGCUGGAGAUGUUGCCGAGGGGGCGGCAUCAUCCAAGAACGCCAUCGAGGAGGAUCGUAAUUUGACGAUGACUGCCUCUGACCCUCCCCGGCAGUUCGACUGGAGGGAACAUGGUGUCGUCACGCCUGCUAAGCAACAAGGAGCAUGUGGAUGCUGCUGGGCAUUUGCUGCAGCGGCGACGGUGGAGAGCUUGAACAAGAUAAAUGGCGGGGAGCUGGUUGACCUGUCCGUGCAGGAGCUGGUGGACUGCAGCACGGGCGUGUUCAGCUCGCCAUGCGGCUACGGGUGGCCCAAGAGCGCACUCGCAUGGAUCAAAUCAAAAGGGGGCCUCCUCACGGAGGCCGAGUACCCCUACAUGGCCAAGCGAGGCAGAUGUGCGGUGCACGACGCCGCCCGACGCAUCGGCAAGAUCACCGGCGUCCAGGAGGUGCAGCCGGGGAGCAGUGAGAGCGCGCUGGCGCUGGCCGUGCUCGGGAGGCCGGUGACCGUCCAGAUCGACGGGAGCGGCCCCGUCCUGCAGAACUACAAGUCCGGCGUGUACAGGGGGCCGUGCACCACCAGCCAGAACCACGUGGUGACGGUGGUCGGCUACGGAGUCACCGGUGCCGGAGAAGAGUACUGGAUCGCCAAGAACUCGUGGGGACAGACCUGGGGUCAGAAGGGCUUCUUCUUCGUGCGCAGGGGAGCCGACGGGCCCCGCGGGCUGUGUGGCAUCGCCAUGUACGGUGCCUACCCCGUCAUGUAG